UGAACGUAGUGCCUGCUCUUUUGGCGAAGGAUUGCUGUGGCCAUCUUCUAGUCAAGUCAGGUCCACUUUCUUGCUGGCAGGAUGGCUACGUGGUAUGGAAGCGCUGAAGGAAGCAAACCUUUGCCCAAUUCAGGAUGGCUACGUGCCUUUGCCGUCGGCUGCAGCAACUUCUCCAUUCAGUACAACUAUCAAUGUGCCAGUAUCGCUAUGGCCAUCAUGGCCACCCACGGUGACCGUCACGUCAGUGACCCUGCGGCCGCAGAUUUUCCGGCGGCACCAUGGGUGCACAAGACCCUGCUGGCGGUGGUCUUUGCUGGCUCAGUAGCAGGCAUGCUCUUCAUGGGCUUUUUGGGUGACUUCAUCGGGCAUCGACGGGCCUUGUUGUUGACCAAAGCCCUGGUCGUCCUUGGAGCGUUCUUGUGCAUUUUGCUUCCUGCAGAAGCCAGCCAUGACUUCUGGACGCAUCUCGCGCUCUGGCGCUUCAUCAUUGGUGUAGGUCUAGGGGGAGCCUAUCCCCUGACAGCUGCCGUAGCUGGGGGAUCCGACCGAGUGGGUCAGGCCUUCUUUUGGCAGACCCCGGGCUUGGUGGCGCCGUAUGUGGUGGCCUUGAUCUUGGUGGACCUCGUACCUGGUGCUACGGGGACACAGUUCCGAUGGAUUUUGGGCCUGGGUGCCUUACCCUCGGUGGUGGCCCUGUUAGCAUCUCUACAAGGUCCAGAGGACUCCGUUCGAGGCAGUGGAGAUAGUCUGAUCGAAGGCUUUCGACAGGCUUUGAGCUGUCGUCAGCUCCAGCGCCGUUUGAUUGGGACUGCUGGAAGUUGGUUCCUGUUCGAUGUGGCAGCUUAUGGUACUGUUGUCUUUACGCCUCACAUUCUCAGCGUCUUUGGCAGGGAGCAGUCACUACUUCAACUGAUCCUGCUUUCAAUCCUCUUGCUAUCCUUCUCCAUUCCUGCCACCUGGCUCUCCGUGGUGGCUUUGCCAAUACUGGGAGCGAAGAAGCUGAACCUCUAUGGUUUCGUGUUGCAAGCAGCACUGUUCGCGGCUUUUGCUAGCAGCUAUAGCAUUCUGAACGAAUCGCGGAAGGUGCUCCUCACCCUACUUUGUGCCAUCUACUUUGGUCUCAAUUGGGGCGUUUGCGUAUCAACCUACGUGCUUCCCAUUGAAGUCUUUCCGGAAGAAUUCCGGGGCACCUUGCAUGGGGUUUCUGCCGCCUCCGGAAAACUGGGAGCGCUAGUUGGAGCAGCCCUCUUUCCGUUUCUGAAUGCAGCUGCAGGGGUUCCUGCAGUGAUGGGGCUGCAGGCGAUCGUCUGUGGCUUGGGCGCUUGUCUGAGCUAUUUCUGUUUGCCGCCCGAAGAUUGCAGCUUACGCCUCGAGUUGCUUUAACCACAAGGUCCUGGAUCAUGGAUUUCUUCGGAACUUGAAC
This is a messenger RNA of Cladocopium goreaui, 1423 nucleotides long. The record is from the annotation of a GenBank genome assembly. NCBI's taxonomy places the organism in Eukaryota, Dinophyceae, Suessiales, Symbiodiniaceae.